This is a messenger RNA of Notothenia coriiceps (black rockcod), 4095 nucleotides long. RefSeq names its product solute carrier family 22 member 31 (gene slc22a31). Gene Ontology annotation, molecular function: transmembrane transporter activity. Lineage: Eukaryota; Metazoa; Chordata; Actinopteri; Perciformes; Nototheniidae. The coding region runs from base 52 to 1938 and encodes 628 amino acids. The record is from RefSeq and is a predicted model, not a curated record. Gene Ontology annotation, biological process: transmembrane transport. The transcript has 9 exons.
CUACUGGCUGCGGCACGCGCGUGUAGAGCUUGCGCACUCAAUUAAUGCGCCAUGGCCAGAGAAACGACUGUCACCGUAAACACUCUUCCUUCAAUGGAUUUUGAGACAAGGAUUUUCCCUCACAUCGGCGGCUAUGGACGCUACAACCGACUCGUGGUGCUUUUCAGCUGGUUCCCCAACUUUGCGGUCAUGCUGAAUCUUUUUUGCGACGUCUUUUUCACUCAUAUCCCGGAAUCGUAUCACUGCAAACCCGACCCGCAGCUUCUGCCCUCCACUUUCCUCCCCAGCAACUUCUCCAGACAGGGCUACCUGAACCUCACCAUCCCCUGGGUGAACGGCAGCGGCCUCAGCCACUGUGAACUCUUCAAGUACCCAUCAAAUACCUCGGACUUCUCCGAAAAGGUGCACAGGGAGACGGUGUCUUGCACCGUAGGGUGGGAUUACGCCCAUGUAGCGGGGCUGCAGAGUAACUUUGUCACUGAGUGGAACCUGGUCUGCAGUGACUUCUGGAAAAUCCCUUUGCAGCACAUCUGCUUCAUGACAGGAUGGAUUCUGGGAUAUAUCCUCCUUGGUACAUUGUGCGACUGGCUGGGCCGUCGGCGGUGUUUCCUGCUCUCCAUCAGUCUGUCCAGCCUGCUGGGGGUGGUUGUGUGUCUGUCCAGCAGCGCCGUGGUGUUCCUGCUGCUGCGCCUCUCUCAGGGCGUCAUGCUCGCCGGGGUCUUUGUGUCCUCGUACAUCGCCAGGUUGGAGCUGUGUGACCCCCCCAAUCGUCUCAUGGUCGCCAUGAUCAGCAGCUUCUUUAGCGUGAUCGCAGAGCUGCUGUUGCCAGGUAUCGCUGUUCUGUGCCGUGAUUGGCCCGUUCUUCAGGCCGUGGCCACUUUGCCUCAGCUGCUGCUGCUUUCCUAUUGGUGCUGUGUGUCGGUGUUUCCUGAGUCUCCUCGCUGGCUGAUGGCCACAGCUCAGAUCCCUCAGCUGAAGAGGAGUCUCCUGGAGUUCUCCACCAGGAACGGAGUUUGUUUAAGAGAUGAAAUCUACCCUGGAGAAACCCUGCUGUCAGAGAUAGAUACAGCCUUCGGUGAAGACUGUCAACCAAGGUACUUUUCCAUUUUGGAGCUGCGUCAAACUCGUGUUAUCUGGAAGAACUGCCUCAUCCUCAGCUUCACACUGUUCAUUGGAACUGGCAUUCAGUACUGUUUCACCAGAAACCUGCACACUUAUUCCUCCAACUUCUACUUCAGCUACUUCCUUCGAGUGAUGACCGGAGCUCUGGCCUGCGUCUUCAUCUGCCUGUCCGUCAAUCACUUUGGUCGGCGGGGUAUGCUUCUGCUCUCUGCCAUCAUCACCGGCCUGUCGUCGCUGCUGCUGCUCGCCCUCACUCAGUAUCUGCGGGGGGGCCUGGUGUUGGUGUUCUCUGUGGUGGGGCUGCUGUUCUCUCAGGCUCUCGCCAUGCUGAGUGUGUUGUUCGCUUGUGAGGUGAUGCCCACUGUGGUUCGAGGCGGUUGCCUCGGCCUGGUGCUGGCAGCGGGUUGUGUUGGCCUGGCCGCCUCCUCCCUGAUGGAGCUCCAGAACAACGGGGGCUAUUUUCUCCACCAUGUCAUCUUCUCCUCCUUCGCCGUCCUCUCUGUUCUCAGCAUAAUGCUCCUGCCUGAAAGCAAACGCAAGCCGCUCCCAGACUCCCUGAAAGAGGGCGAGAACCAGCGCCGGCCCCCUCUCCUCCUGCCCCGGCCCGACAGAGACGACCUGCCGUUACUCAGCACCCGGCCCCUCCUCUCAGAGUACAACCCUGAUAACUACUCCCGCCUGGUCUCUGCCACCAGGAAGAUGUUGACUAAAGAGAGUUUGCCUUAUAGGAUCGAUGUGCCAAUGCAGGCCCCUCUGCUGUCGGACAGUGAAACACAGAGUCAAGAGGAUGGAACUCUGAAAGAGGGCAUGUCUUAGUGACCUCUCCUUUGUACAGACUCAGACUAUACCUCCUCCUCCUUCUAGACAUACCUCCACAGAAAGUCUACCACCAUGCUUCAUUUAAUUAUUGUCUAAGUCACUCACUGGUUAUAGCUCAACUGAUGAACUGACUUGGAUUGGUUGCAGUGCACUUUAGAGCGACGGCUCCAAGCGUGUCCAUGUUUUGGACUCUUCUCGUUACAUUUGACUUUCAGAGCUGUUGGUGCUGCAGCAAAGAAAAACUGUAGUGUUUCAUUAGCAGCUUACGUGUUUAUACCUUAGCCUUGCUCGUCUGUCUGUAAGCUUCCAAACCCAAUCGUCAGACACUAUUUUCCCCAGAGAAGCUCGCUCAACCGUGAGGCUGCUGUUGAUCAUGUGGGCUGCGGUGCUUUGUCCAUUUCUUAGUGACUCUUUUCAUUAACUCACCCAUCUCAUUGACCAGCUGUGUCUCAGUGCUGAGCGGAUCCCCAGGACACACAAGACAAGUGUCUUUGUGGAGUCUUGUUAUUCUUGUGAAGCCCACAAGGGGGAACUAAAUGAUGCACUGAGUAUUGAAUCUGAUGACAGAGUCAAAGGAUAUGACUGUUUUUUAAAUUGUGCCCCUACCAAUCUACCUUGUUUAUCCAAAUAUUUCACUUGGAAGUGUUUGGGAAAAUGUUGGUAAAGGGACCUGUGUAGGAAAAUAGCACUAGAUACCAACCAGAUGAUAUUGAAUUUAGUCUGGAUGAUACUUUUGUCUGCGUUAUAAACCACUUUGUCUCAAAGUAUUAUUUAAAGGUGCUAUUUCUACCUUGUGUUUCUGUUAAAACACUGAAUGUAGCCGAUGAAUCUGCAGGUGUACUAACCUCUGUAGCUGGCAGCCAAAACUGUCAGCAACCUCUCUGUUCUCAAAUGAUUAUAAAUUGUGUCCUUUAGUUUCUUCUUAGUCCAAAAAAAUGUAAAUGGUUUAACAGAAAGCCUUAAAUGAAGGGCAUUAAAUAUUUUCAUAAUAACAGAUACAACCUGAGUCAAUAUUUUAAAAAUAUAAAGUGUUUUGUAAUGUAAUGUUUGAGGACUGAGGCGCAUGUUAAUCCCAUAUCAUCUUGUUGAAUGUUGAACACUUCAAGGUCGCCAUGUUUAAUAGAAGAAAAACACACUACUUUGUUUGACAUUCAGGAGAUGUGUAAUAGUUCACCUAAUGUAUCCGCACAGUUAUGAGGUUACUGUCAGUGAACAAAUAAAGAAGAUUGUGUUCCUCCAGUAGCUCAGAAAACCAAUUGUUUGUCUUUAUUUUCAUCCUCUUUGCAAAGUGAAAACCUUAGAAACUUCAUCCAUCAUGCCAUCAAGUCAAAUGCUCCUGUGUAUGCAAUGUGUAAAUUAAAUUUGAAAACGUGCAAAUCACCAACAUUUGAAUUGGUGGAGCCACAAAGAUAGUUUGCAUCUCUUCAGUGGUUACACACUAAGAACACUAGGUGGAGCUGUGGACACGUACUGUACUACUUCCUGCUUAAUUGUAAGCACACUGAUGUUACGGAAUAUGGUUGUCUGUGUGUGAGAGUAAGUGUGUAUGCAUUUGGAAUAUACUGGUGAGACUUUGUCAACAUGUUAUUAUCCAGACACAUUUCUAUUUGCUCACAGCAGCUUCAAUCUCACAGUGGUAAAGUAGGAUAAAAUAACCAGAUGAUGCAAGGUAAAGUUAAUUUGAAAAGAACCACAACAAUGUUUAAAUCCAGUUUAAUAGUAAAUUCAAUAUGAUCCACCUUCCCAUUGUUUGCUAGGUGCUAAACCUACAUUCCAAAAGUUCAGGGUUUAAUACCCAAAGGUUAAACACACACAGAUCUUCAGGACAAAGCAGAAUACUCUUAAUUUCCAUUAUGUAAGCAAUUAGUGCUAUUAGUCGACUCUACUGUAUUCGGAACAUGUGUUUGUGUAUUAAAACAUAGCUUAUGAAUUUGAUCAUGUUAUAACAGCAUGGAGGGCCAGUGUGAGCAGGAGGCCCAGUGUGCUGAGGGGGUGCACGGCUCCAGUGUUCAGGGUCUUGUAGCCGUAGCUCGUCCUGCAAGUAUUCUUCACCUCGUCGUAUGGAAUAGGAACAUCAUCUGGACUCUUGUCUCUCAGACCGUCACGCACCUGACAAACAGAGAUCAGAGCGUCAGGCAGCAGACAGAAAGGCAC